GUGAGGUUUGCAUGGCGUGCAACCCUGGACAGAGCAGUUUACCUGGAUCGAGUAGCUGUCAGAACUGCUCCGCAGGACGCUUCGCUGCACUUGCUGGGGAGAACUGCAGCCUUUGUGACCCUGGAUUCUUUGCCGAAGAUUCCGGCGCUACUGCCUGUCUGCCCUGCGAGCAGGGGCGUUGGGCAGCAAGCGGCGCAGCCCUUUGCGAAGACUGCGAGGCUGGCCGCUUCUCAUCGUUACUGGGAGCAGAAUCACCGGAGAAUUGUACCUUGUGCCCUGCAGGAACCUUUGGGACUGCUUAUGGUGCCGACUCGGAUGAUGCUUGCAGAGGCUGCGGCCCUGGCAACUUUAGCGGUGAGGGGUGGACAUUCUGUGAGACGUGUCCAUUGGGAACCAUCAGCACUGGGAAUGCUUCUUCAUGCGAUUUCUGUGCAGCCGGUCGCGUCGCCGAGUCCCCUGGGCUGGACGUUUGCAGCCCCUGCACUGCUGGCCGCUAUGGGUUCAAUACUUCCACCUGCGUCGAUUGUGGGCCGGGUCGAUACAGCCAGGAGCUGGGAGCAGAGGGCAGCGACUCCUGCCUGGCUUGUCCUGCAGGACGAGCUUCUGCUGCCUACGGCGCCGACUCGCCUUUGCGCUGCGCGCCCUGUUUGUAUUCGUCAGAUGACGGCCACGGUUUGCUUCUUGACAACGCUGAUCCUGCCCUUGACUGCAGCAGCCACGCCAUCAAGUGGGUCUAG
Symbiodinium sp. CCMP2456 is the source of this 737-nucleotide messenger RNA. Lineage: Eukaryota; Dinophyceae; Suessiales; Symbiodiniaceae. The record is from the annotation of a GenBank genome assembly.